Molecule: messenger RNA, 1177 nt
Organism: Babesia bovis T2Bo
Lineage: Eukaryota; Apicomplexa; Aconoidasida; Piroplasmida; Babesiidae
Product: DHHC palmitoyltransferase family protein
Exons: 4
Coding region: 267-1154 (295 amino acids)
Molecular function (GO): palmitoyltransferase activity
Source: RefSeq, a predicted model, not a curated record
AUAAACAUAUUUUGUUUAAUGCCUGCACAUUUACCAGAUAAGAUUUUUUAGUGGCGACCAUUAUUGUUAGUAGGGUAUAUAUACAAUGUGCAAUGCACCGGUACUCAAAGCUGAAGUUAUAUUUACACAUCCACAGAUGAUGUCAAAUUAAAAUAAAGGCGACAAUCACACAGCCUAAAGAUUUCUGAAUACUGCGUGCACAUCUUAUGUAGACUGUGUGCAUAUACGUUUCAAGACAGGACGUAGGGAAAUUAAUAUCGCAAGACAUGUACACAGCUCCCACAAUGUUUGAGCAACCAUUAGUAUCAAACACUUCCACUCAUGUCCCCAAAAAAACGAACACGAAAUGUUUCAGGAACAUAGCUUUCUUCCUAAUAGUGUUCAUGUACUCGGGUAUGAUGGUCAUCGUACUAAAGCCAUACAUGAAUCCCUUAACGUUGUACGGCAUUUUUAUGACAGGAAUAUUCAACAUUCUAUAUGGCUUGUUCUUUAUUAGUUUUAUUAGGUCCUCAAACACUGACCCUGGGUCAGUGCCUGCUAACUGGGGAUUCUAUAUGGGCGAUGAUACCAAAAGAAGGAGGUAUUGUAAGGUUUGCAAUGUAUGGAAGCCAGAUAGAACUCAUCACUGCUCUGCUUGUAAUCGUUGCGUCCUAAAUAUGGAUCACCAUUGCCCAUGGAUCAGCAAUUGUGUUGGAUUCUACAACCGAAAAUAUUUCAUGCAAUUGCUAGUCUACGCGGUAGCGGGACUUUGCUUCAUCGUGGCUCAUUCAGUAUAUUACCUUGUCAAUGAGUCUAUAUUCAUAGACGGUAGUCAACAAGAAAUUAAUGACGAAAAUUCUGGAUUAACCGCUAUUGCAAAUAUUUACGUUUGUGUUAUGGUUUUUGUAGGACUUGCCCUUAUAUUCGCGCUUAUACCUUUCGUACAAUUUCACUUCAGACUCGUACUCAAAAACUCCACUACCAUAGAAAACUUAGAUGAAGCAACUAAGGAUAACGGAAUAUACGACAUGGGCGUUGGAGCCAACCUACAGCAAGUAUUUGGAGUUAACCCUCUGUGUUGGUUUGCUCCGUGCAACUUGCCUCUUAACCGCCCUGUAGGAGAUGGUGUUAGAUGGACACAAUAUUACUAUGACAACAUACCGGAGGGGCCUUAACUUUUUUAAUAUUUUGUUACCCA